AUGAUCAUGGACCUGAUACCAAAUCUUUCACAAUUAUCAUAUUUAAAAAAAUAUAAAGAAUCAGAAUUCGAUAAUAUACUUGAUUAUAAAAAAUUAAACAUUGUCAUCGAUUCUACAAGAUUAGACAUAUUAAAGAUAUUAAUUUCGGCCUCAUACUAUGUUCUUAUUUUCUUAUUAUUGAAAUUUAUUUGGACAAAAACCCAUAAUGAUUACAUUUUUACAGUCGUUUUAUACACACUCAAAUUCAUCCUUCUUGACCUCCCAUUUGAUUUUGUUGAUGUUGUUUUUGUAACCGCGAAAUACAAUUCUGACUAUAAGACUUACAGAAAGAGCGACUUUAACAAACUCCUAAUGACUAGUUUUGGUCAAUGCGCCCUACAAUUGAUUUCUGUUUUUGCAGAUAAAAGAGUUGCUCGAUGUACCGAUUUAAAUCAAGAAGAAACACCACAAGAAAACAAUAAUACAGCUAAUGUUACACAAGAAGAUCCAACAGAGGUACAAAAUCCUCCACAAAGAAGAUGCAAAAUUCCAUUUUGGCUUUUCCACGUUGUUUUUUCUGUUCCUUCCUUAUUUAUCCUCAUUGCUAUAUUCCCUAAAUUACUUAUGCUCAAGGGAGAGGUGUUCCAACCAAUAUCUCCAUAUGAUAUUAAUAAUUCCAUCGCAAAAUUAUCAGAAAAAGUUGGUUUCCCAUACAACGAUAUCUUAAUUAGCAAUUCAAUACGCGACCAAGGCAUUCCUAAUGCUUAUUUCACAGGAAUCAUUGUAAAAAAGGUUUUUGUUACAAAUUCACUACUUUCCAUUACAGCAAUCCCAGAAGCAACAGCUGUUAUUGGUCACGAGCUUGGCCACUACAAACAUAAUGAUGUUAUCAUUAUUUUUCUGCUUCAAGCUGUUUACAUUUUACUUUAUGGGCUUGUUCUUUAUAUUGUUCAAAAGAAAGGAUUGUCAGAGCUAGGAAUUACUCAAGUAAUGCCUGUUUCAGUGAUCAUUGUUGUUUCUAUGAACUUAAUUCUUCCUUUUGUUACAAUUUACAGACCAUUAUUCAAUACAAUAGCCAGGACAACAGAAAAGAAUGCCGACUGCUUUGCUGCUCAACUUGGUCUCCCAAUUGCUGAAGCUUUGACUUCUAUAACAAAGGUAAUGCACCAGACAUUCAAUCCCUCUCCUCUAUACUCAUUUGUUUAUUAUAACCAUCCACCCCUUGAUGAAAGAGUUGAACAUAUCUCAAAAUGCAAAAAAUAA
This is a messenger RNA of Trichomonas vaginalis G3, 1242 nucleotides long. Its product is annotated as Clan MA, family M48, Ste24 endopeptidase-like metallopeptidase. Gene Ontology annotation, molecular function: metalloendopeptidase activity. The record is from RefSeq and is a predicted model, not a curated record. Gene Ontology annotation, cellular component: endoplasmic reticulum membrane. Gene Ontology annotation, biological process: CAAX-box protein processing. The transcript has a single exon. Lineage: Eukaryota; Parabasalia; Trichomonadida; Trichomonadidae. The coding region runs from base 1 to 1242 and encodes 413 amino acids.